CUGACCCUUUUUGAGUGAUGGAUUUCUCUGAGGAUUUGUUUGAGGGUAUUGUAAUGUGCGAGGAGAGGUUCCAUGGCAGGGGAUACGAGGAAGGAUUUGCUGAAGGAAACUCUGUUGGGGAGUCUGAAGGCAAGCAGUAUGGUGCAAACUACGGUGCAAGGGCAGGAUCAGAGCUUGGUUGUUACUUGGGUUUUGCAUCUACGUGGAGACAUCUUCUUUUAUGUGACGUGGAUUCCAGACACAGUAAGAAAAUAAAGACACUGGAUUCGUUAAUAAGCAUGAUCCAAAAUAUCUCUUAUGAUGACCCUACUAAUGACAAAUUGCAGGAAGAGAUUGCUAGGAUCCAGGGGAAAGUGAAACAGGUUUGCUCCAUGUUAUCCGUACAACCUGACUUUAAAAUGACUAACGACGUGGCAGGACUUUCAUUCUAAGCUUGAAAUGGCUUGUAUGAGAUCUCCAAGUGCCGAGUGUGUCUCCUUCCACCAGGCUGAGCAUGCCACGUUUCUCCGGUUUGGUUUACAGUGGAGUUGUUGGAGGAGGUGGUGUUGACAGUAACAGAAACUAGAAACAACUAAUUAUGGAAUGCACUCUUCAUAGCACAUUUUGUAGAACGGGGCAGUGUACAGGCAGGUUAACUGUAUACAGCUAUGGGUUUGUAAUGUCCACAAAUAGAGUUAAUUCUGUCCUCUUUCCUAGUGCCUAUAAAAUACUAUCUAUAACAAGAAUAAGAGACAGACUAUGGGUCACUGCUGGAGACAAGGUAACCGGUA
This is a messenger RNA of Pelobates fuscus (common spadefoot toad), 770 nucleotides long. Its product is annotated as protein LTO1 homolog. The record is from RefSeq and is a predicted model, not a curated record. The transcript has a single exon. Bases 18 to 431 code for a protein of 137 amino acids. NCBI's taxonomy places the organism in Eukaryota, Metazoa, Chordata, Amphibia, Anura, Pelobatidae.